Molecule: messenger RNA, 1772 nt
Organism: Apis mellifera (honey bee)
Lineage: Eukaryota; Metazoa; Arthropoda; Insecta; Hymenoptera; Apidae
Gene: Pop2
Product: CCR4-NOT transcription complex subunit 7
Exons: 8
Coding region: 469-1320 (283 amino acids)
Cellular component (GO): CCR4-NOT complex; CCR4-NOT core complex; P-body
Molecular function (GO): poly(A)-specific ribonuclease activity; nucleic acid binding
Source: RefSeq, a predicted model, not a curated record
UUCAGGUAGUAUAUAGAGGGAAUUGCUGCUUUGAGUUUGGACACUCGUUUAACCUGUUUGCAGUGUGACAGAAGAUUUAAGAGAGCGAUAAGUGUUUUACAAAGCUUUAUUUCGCUUAAGACAUACCAAAACAUCGUGUGGAAAAACGAGCAUACAAAGAGUGAUAUGAAGAAGGUAAAACUGUGACAGUGGGAAUUAAACAUAAAAAUAGCUCCGGUGACGACAGGAAUAUCUAACCUUAUGCCCUCAGCUACCGGAACUGUGAAGCAAAAUAGAUAAAGUACUUUGGAUUUGUGUGGAUGAUAUUACGUCAAACAUCCUUCCAGAAGAACUACAUAAUUGAAGUCCUCUUUGAAAGUAGUAGAAUAGAUUAAAACAUGCAAUGAAGUUCCCAAGAAAUAUUCAGUCGCUGUUGCUGCAAGAAAAGGAGGAACUAACCCUAUAGGGCAGCAGAAGGGUGGGGCGACUAUGCCCAGUAAUGAAGAAUGUGGGAUCCGAGAUGUUUGGGGUCAUAAUCUCGAAGAAGAAUUUCGAACAAUUCGGCAAGUCGUACAACAGUAUCAAUAUAUUGCAAUGGACACUGAAUUUCCUGGAGUAGUUGCUAGGCCCAUUGGUGAAUUCAGAACUAGUGCUGAUUAUCAGUAUCAGUUAUUACGAUGUAAUGUAGAUCUCUUACGAAUAAUUCAACUCGGUCUUACAUUUCUCGACGAAUCGGGAAAUACACCUGGUGGUAGUUAUACGACAUGGCAAUUUAAUUUCAAAUUUAAUUUACAAGAAGAUAUGUAUGCACAAGAUAGUAUAGAUAUGUUGCAAAACAGUGGUAUACAAUUCAAAAAACACGAAGAAGAAGGCAUUGAUCCAUUAGAUUUUGCUGAACUAUUAAUGACAUCGGGAAUUGUUCUUGUUGACGACAUAAAAUGGUUAUCCUUUCAUUCUGGUUACGACUUUGGCUAUCUAUUAAAACUUCUUACAGACCAAAAUUUACCACAGGAAGAAAGUGAAUUUUUCGAACUUCUUAGGAUAUAUUUUCCAACAAUAUAUGAUGUAAAAUAUUUAAUGAAAUCUUGCAAAAAUUUGAAAGGGGGCCUACAAGAGGUAGCGGAACAAUUGGAAAUUCAAAGAGUUGGGCCACAACAUCAAGCUGGAUCGGAUUCGUUACUUACCGGAAUGGUUUUCUUUAAAAUGCGAGAGAUGUUUUUCGAGGAUAACAUCGAUGAUGCAAAAUAUUGUGGUCAUUUGUAUGGUUUGGGAACAUCAUUCGUUGUAAAUGGUUCAGGAGGAUAUCUAGACAGUAAUGGAGAUAAUUCUUCGUCUUCGUAAUGUUAAAAGCUAUCACAUCUCAGUCGGAACAGAUUAUUUCAUUACAAAUAAAAUGUUAUAAAUAAUGUUUCACUUAAUGAUCAAGCGUAUAGUUCAUAUUCACAAUAUUACAUUCAAAUCACUGCUGUAGAUUAUAAAAUAUCACUAAUUGAAAAUGAAACUAUAGGAAGAUUUUUUCAUAUUUGUGCAUUUUUUGUAUCCUCGAAUUUGAGUCGAAUUUCGUAGGUUUCUCUUCUGUGAUACGUGCUAUUAAUCGAAAAUAUUUACAAUACUGAACAACAUAAAAUAUGUAAUAUAGUUUCUUUACAAGUGUUUAUGACAAUAUUGGUAUACAAGAUACAAUUGCAGUACAAAAGAAAAAAAAAGGAAACAAAUCUACUUUUAAGAAUUUUGCAAAAUCUCUAUUGGGAUAUGGAAGGUUGGCUAAGUAUAACAAAAAAAAAAAAAAAAAG